AUGGACCACACCUUUCAUCUCCACCACCACCACCAGGGCAAGUUGACGGUGAUAUUGGUGGUAAGUCUCAGUCUCAAUGUCAGCGUGUUUUAUCUGACAGCGCCUUCUGAAGAUGCCCGCUAUUCAUCUGUACCACCAGCUCAUGAAGUAGACACCGAAUUCCAUGGCACAGGCAAGAACUUGUACCACAAUUAUCACACUGGUUUGGAUGCUCAACCAUGUGAUGCAAAUGGCCUUUUUUUAGUGCCUGGUACUCCACCACUGCCUUUCACAGAACAGUUACCUGAUGACUGGUCACCAUUCCGCAACCAUACUGAAUUUGAGAUGGCCGAAUUCUUGUACAGCCACGCACAAAUGUCCGUGUCAAAUAUCAACACUCUCCUUGAUCUCUGGGCUGCGUCACUCCUCAAACAUGGCAAUAUGCCGCCUUUUUCAGAUCAUAAGGACCUCUACAAGACAAUUGACAACAUCCCCAUUGUCAAUAAUUCGAAUGUUUGGUAUCGCGACCCUCGUGAAGUUGCACGCAACAUCCUCACUAACCCUGACUAUGUAAAUGACUUUGAUUAUUGUCCUUUCCAUGAAUAUUCAGUCAGUAAAGACGAACACCGUUACCAAGACUUCAUGUCGGGUGACUGGGCCUGGAAGCAAGCGGAUAUCCUUGCUACUGACCCUGACACACUCGGUGCGAUAUUUGUACCCAUAAUACUCGGAAGCGACAAAACAACGGUAUCUGUCGGCACCGGAAACAAUGAGUAUUAUCCAUUGUACCUGUCUAUUGGCAAUCUACGCAACAAUGUUCUACUCACAUCCAUUGUGAGGAAUUGGUGUCCAAGAUGUCUCGCUCCCCAUGGAAAACUGGACGACGAUGAAGCGCUAUGCCGAUGCGAGGCACACAGAGAGGCUCUCUUCGAGGAAGACACAUCUGAUGUCCUGCGGCAUGAUUUUGGUAUUGUGGGGUCUAUUGUGCCUUUUACUAAUGACUUUCCUUGUGCUGACAUUCAUCAACUGAUUGCACCGGAUAUCCUUCACCAAAUCAUCAAAGGCUGCUUCAAGGACCAUCUUGUGACAUGGGUGGAGAAGUACCUCCAUCAUGGUCGUGGAUUCAAACAAUGGACCGGGGAUGACUCUAAGGCACUCAUGAAGAUAUAUCUACCUGCGAUAGAAGGCCACGUACUGACAGACGUCAUCCGCACAUUUCAUGCAUUUUUGGAGUUCUGCUAUCUUGUUCGAAGGAAUGUCAUCAUGGAGAACACGAUCUCACAAAUAGAAGAUGCACUACGUCGCUUUCACCACUAUCACUCAAUAUUUCUUCAGUUAGGUGUUGUCCCUACAUUCUCACUCCCUUGUCAGCACUCAAUGAAGCACUAUCCCGACCUUAUCCAUCUAUUCGGAGCGCCAAAUGGUCUAUAUUUGUCAAUGAUGGAAAAUAAGCAUAUUAAAGCUGUGAAGCAACCAUGGUGUUGGUCAAACAGAUACAAUGCACUUGGACAGAUGCUUGUGACAAAUCAAACCGUAGCAGUGCUCACUAUCGAGCUUUCUAUUCCGAACAUACAAAAUCUUAUUGGUUGCUUUCUCUUUGAGCAACUUCACCCUCAUGACCCUCGUGACCAUGCCACCAUCCCACUCGACAGUUUCCCCGUCUAUGAUGGGAAAAUCUCUGUGGUUAAUUCCACAUCAUCAAGAUUCUAUGCGCCGAGUGACUUAAGUGGGAUCAGAGGGAUGCAAAGGGAACAUAUACAAUCCUGCCCUAACUGGAGGAAUAUAGCACGCGUGCUAUGCUUCUUCUCCUUCAAGUACAAGUUCAUCUUGUAUGAGUGUGCCAUCAUUCAUUGGUUUGAUGUCAUAGGUGAUGCCCCUGAUGAAGACACAGGCAUGUGGGUAGUUCAGCCGUCCUUUGAUGUGAUACACAUUGACACAAUCUAUCGUGCAGCUCAUCUCCUUCCCCUUUACGGUGUUAAUUUCAUCCCUUGUGCUAUUAACUUUUCAAACUCUUUAGAUAAAUUCCGUGCUUUCUAUGUCAACAAAUUCACCAACCAUCAUGCAUUUGAAAUCGCAUUUUAA
Suillus bovinus is the source of this 2061-nucleotide messenger RNA. RefSeq lists its product as uncharacterized. NCBI's taxonomy places the organism in Eukaryota, Fungi, Basidiomycota, Agaricomycetes, Boletales, Suillaceae. The record is from RefSeq and is a predicted model, not a curated record. The transcript is spliced from 12 exons. Bases 1 to 2061 code for a protein of 686 amino acids.